Molecule: messenger RNA, 597 nt
Organism: Rotaria sp. Silwood1
Lineage: Eukaryota; Metazoa; Rotifera; Eurotatoria; Philodinida; Philodinidae
Source: the annotation of a GenBank genome assembly
AUGUUUGUUACUGAUGGAGCUGUUUUUAUGAUUAGUUUGCUGGGAUUUUCACAAAUUUGUAUUGAUCUUAUUAAAAAUACUAUUGCAAAAGAUUGUCAAACAAUGCUUUUUUCAGCAACAUAUUCAGAUGAGGUUAUGGAUUUUGUGAAACGAAUUAUUGAAAAGCCGGUUAUUUUUCGAUUAAAACAUGAAGAACAAUCAUUAUCAAAUAUAUUCGUAAGACAAUUUUAUAUUGAAUGUAAUAAUGAUGAAGAAAAAUAUGAUGCUGUUAAAACAAUCUAUUUAUCAAUAACUAUUAGACUAGCAAUGAUUUUUUGUUGUUAUAAACAAUUAACUGUUGAACAACGUGCUGCUAUAAUAAAUCGUUUUCGUAAUGGAAAAUUUCGUGUCUUAGUUAUAACAAAUGUUUGUGCACGUGGUAUUGAUAUUGAUGAUAUAUCAUUAGUACUUAAUUUUGGAUUUCCACUUGUUUAUGAUGAUAAAAAACAUUGUUUUAUUGAUAAACCUGAUUAUGAUACAUAUUUACAUCGUAUUGGACGUGCUGGACGUUUUGGUCGUAUUGGUCAUACAUUUAAUUUAAUAACUCCAUCAGAAUAA